Messenger RNA from Parastagonospora nodorum SN15, 1572 nucleotides. RefSeq lists its product as hypothetical. The transcript has a single exon. The record is from RefSeq and is a predicted model, not a curated record. NCBI's taxonomy places the organism in Eukaryota, Fungi, Ascomycota, Dothideomycetes, Pleosporales, Phaeosphaeriaceae. The coding region runs from base 1 to 1572 and encodes 523 amino acids.
AUGCCGCUUUACUCGCAAUUCUCCGCAGUCCCUGGUGACGACACGCGCUCCAGCCACGAAAUGCUGCCCAUGCAAAACCACAACUCAAUUCGCCGCAACACCAUGAACUCACCAAACUCCUACAAACAAGAGAUCCCAAAUUCCUCAAAAUUCCGCGAAAAAUGGUCCCCCUUCCCCUACCGCACAUUCCUCACCAUCCUCCUCCUUCCCCUCGCCCUCCUCCCCAUCGUAACCCUCUCUUCCGCCGCCGAAAUCGCGUCUCAAUCCUACAUCCGGCACCUAUCCUGCUACCCCAACGGCCUGUGGAAAUUCUCACCCACCGCGACGUGGGAGAUUAUGGAUUCGUCAUACUUCUUCACGCCGAACUUGAGUUUCGGCAACAUGACGUUCACGCAAGUCAAAGUUAUUGACAUUGCAUGGGAUCUGGUAGUGGGCAGGGGAGGGCAGCUUGGGCUAGCGUGGGUGAAUUAUCGCGUGUUUAACGAGUGGUUGGUGGGGUGGAUGGAGGGGCAGGGCGUGGGGUGGAGGAUGUAUGCGGGCGUUGCGUUUGAGACGACGGGAUUGGGUGCGUUGGGGAUCUGGGGGAAGGAGAUGUUAGCUUCUGGGAAAGGGGUAGAGCGGAAGAGAUGGUGGAAGAGGUGGUUGGCGAUGGUAAGCAUGUUCCUGUCGACGUUUUAUGUGCUGAGUUUUCCGACGUUGAUGGCGGCUAUGACGGGGUAUAUUGCGACGAGCGAGCCGUAUUUGGAGGAUUUGGAAGGGAAUUUGAUUGCCUUUGAGAAGAUUGAUCCGGUUAUCUAUGUGGUGAACGAUGCGGCCAGAAUUGGGUAUGAAAAGCCGCUUGUGGUUGGGCUGAAGGAUGUGGAUAUGACCGAGGCGGUGGAAAGCUGUAAGUCAUUCCGAUACUUUGGUCGCACAUUCAAUGAGACUAAUCAAACCUCAGACAUAUCCGCCAUCACUUCCAACGAUUCCAUCCCAUCAGACUCCGACCCUCACAUCUACCCACAGUUCACCACUGCAACCAAAUGGUCCUUCAACACCACAUCGAUUUCCCUCGACAGCCCUACCCUCAACAUCACCGGGUAUCCGGCACUUCCCGUAGAAGAAAACGGCAUAUCACCUGCCUCGUCGUCUCUCUACUCCACUUCCGGCCGCCAAAGCUCUCCCUACAACGCCACCUAUUUGCUUGCCCACGGUUCUUGUAAGCCCGGCGAGAACUACCAAUGGGGCUUUUCUUACAUAUUCCUCUUCAUCAUGUCCAUCUUCAACUUCAUCUGGGCAUGCAUCAUGGUCGGUAUGUGGCUCGAGACACGACACAAUUCGCGCCUCUACCGACAUGGAAGACGACCGGGCCUGUUGAGGAGUAUUGUAGAGUUCGCUGCGGUAUUAAGAGAAGAAAUCGGGGAACAGGCGGGAGACAUGGAGGAUGAGGAGUUAAGGAAGCGAUUAAGGGAGAGCAGUGCGAAGCUUAGGGUACCGGAGGGCGAGAUGAGGGUGCGGAGGGUGGAUACUGGGGAUGAAGGGAUGCGGAAUAGGGGGUGGAAAAGAAGAUUGACGAGGGGGAGUACGUUCUGA